This is a messenger RNA of Penicillium brevicompactum, 3135 nucleotides long. RefSeq names its product putative mitochondrial translation initiation factor IF-2. The coding region runs from base 1 to 3135 and encodes 1044 amino acids. Gene Ontology annotation, molecular function: GTP binding; translation initiation factor activity; GTPase activity. The record is from RefSeq and is a predicted model, not a curated record. Lineage: Eukaryota; Fungi; Ascomycota; Eurotiomycetes; Eurotiales; Aspergillaceae. The transcript is spliced from 3 exons.
AUGGCUCCCAAGAAGAAGGGAAACAAGAGACAGGAGGAGGACUGGGAGGCCGAUCUUGGCGAGUCUGCCCCUGCUGUCGAAGCUCCUCCCGCCGACGAGGCCCAGGAAGACAAUGAGGAGGCACCCGUUGGUGGCCUGAUGGCUGCCCUGAGAAAGAACAAGGCCAAGAAGGCUAAGAAGGGCAAGCAAACCAACGACUUUGUCGAGGGUGAGGAUGCCAGCGCUGGCAAUGACUUGGCCAGCAAGGAGCCCGAAGAGGGCAACUUCGAUGAUGACGAUGUCUUCGCCGGAAAGCAGACUAAGCCCAUCAAGGAGAUCGUCAAGCCUGCAGCGGAAGAGCCAGAGGCUGGCGAGUUCCGUGUGAAGAGUAAGAAGGAGAAGGAGCGCGAGAAGAAGGAGAAGGAGAAGCAGCGCAAGAAGGAGCAGGCCGCUACAAAGAAGAAGCUCACCCCGGCCCAAGAAAAGGCCGAGGCCAAGAAGACAGCUGCUGCUGAGUCUAAGAAGGACGAGCCCGCCGCCGCCGCCCCUGCUCCUGCCGCCGAUACUGGCAAGAAGAAGAAGCUCCCUCCCCACUUGGCUGCCUUGCAGAAGCAACAAGAACUUCUCCGUCAGCAGCGCGAGGAGGAAGAACGCCUUGCCGCAGAGGAAAAGGCUGCUGCUGCUAAGCAAAAGCUUCUUGAUGACGAGGAAGAGAAGAAGCGGGCUGAGAUUCGCGAGCGUAAGAAGGAGAAGGAGCGCGAGAAGAAGGAGCAAUUGCGCAAAGAAGGCAAGCUUCUUACCAAGGCUCAAAAAGAGGCUAAGGAGCGCAACGAACUCCGCAUGCAACAGAUGCUCGCUGCUGGCAGCAAGGUCGCUGGUCUGGAUGAUACCGGUGACAAGAAGCGCCCCGUCUAUGACCAAAAGAAGAAGAAGGCUGCCAAGAAGAAGGAGGAGGACGACCUCGAGGCUGCUGCUGCUCGUGCUAAGGCUCAGCGAGAGGCUGAGGAUGCCCGACGCCAAAAAGAAGCCGAAGAGAAGGCCAAGGCCGAGGCCGCCGCCGCCCCCGAAGACGAUGGCGCUCUUGACGACUGGGAGACAGCUGCCAACGAAGAUAAUGUCAAGGACAGCUGGGAUGCCGAGACAGACGAGGAGGAGGUGGAGGAGAAGCCCGCGGAGACACCUGCAGCCAAGAAGGAAGAUGCCAAGGAAGAGUCUGAGUCUGAAUCUGACUCUGACGACUCUGACGACUCUGACUCCGAAGAUGAGGAGCAGUCUGCCAACCAGCGCGCUAUUGCGGCCAGAAAGGCCGAGGCCGCAGAGCGCAGAAAGAAGCAGCACGAGGAGGCUUUGGCUGCUCGCUCCAAGGAUGAUCUUCGCUCUCCCAUUUGCUGUAUUCUUGGUCACGUCGAUACUGGUAAGACUAAGCUGCUUGACAAGAUUCGUCAAACCAAUGUCCAGGAGGGUGAAGCCGGUGGUAUUACCCAGCAGAUUGGUGCUACUUACUUCCCCGUCGAUGCCCUGCGCACCAAGACCAACGUUGUCAACAAGGACGGCAAGUUCGAGUUCAAGAUUCCUGGUCUGCUGAUCAUCGAUACCCCCGGUCACGAGUCUUUCUCCAACUUGCGUUCCAGAGGUUCCUCGCUUUGCAACAUCGCCAUUCUUGUUGUUGAUAUCAUGCACGGUCUUGAGCCCCAGACUCUCGAGUCUAUGCGAUUGCUUCGUGACCGCAAGACUCCUUUCAUUGUCGCAUUGAACAAGAUCGAUCGUCUCUACGGCUGGAAGAAGAUUGACAACAAUGGCUUCGAGGACAGUUUGAACAUGCAAAACAAGGGCGUCCAGAACGAGUUCCGCACUCGUCUUGACGCUACCAAGCUUGCUUUCGCCGAGCAGGGUUUCAACUCCGAGCUCUUCUUCGAGAACAAGUCCCUUUCUCGCAAUGUCUCUCUCGUUCCCACCUCCGCUCACACUGGUGAGGGUGUUCCCGACAUGCUUAAGCUCCUGACUAGCUUGACCCAGGAGCGUAUGACCAACUCUCUGAUGUACCUGUCCGAGGUUGAGUGUACAGUUCUUGAAGUCAAGGUCAUUGAGGGUCUCGGUACCACCAUUGAUGUUGUCCUUUCCAACGGUAUUCUUCGUGAGGGUGAUCGUGUUGUAAUGUGUGGCCUCAACGGACCAAUCACAACCAAUAUUCGUGCGCUUUUGACCCCAGCGCCGCUCAAGGAGCUGCGUCUGAAGUCUCAGUACGUUCACAACAAGGAGGUCAAGGCCGCUCUUGGUGUGAAGAUUGCUGCCAACGACUUGGAACACGCCAUUGCCGGUUCUCGUAUGAUGGUCGUCGGCCCUGACGAUGAUGAGGAGGAUCUUGAGGACGAGGUCAUGUCUGAUCUUGAGAACCUGUUGAGCCGUGUCUCUACCGAUCAGCGCGGUGUCACUGUCCAGGCUUCCACUCUGGGUUCCCUUGAGGCUCUGUUGGAGUUCCUGAAGGUCUCCAAGAUCCCUGUCGCCAACAUCUCCAUUGGUCCCGUCUACAAGCGUGAUGUCAUGAUGGCUGGAACCAUGCUUGAGAAGAACAAGGAAUAUGCUGUCAUGCUUUGCUUCGAUGUCAAGGUCGAUAAGGAUGCACAGGCUUACGCCAACGACAUUGGUGUCAAGAUCUUCACUGCAGACAUUAUUUACCACUUGUUCGAUAACUUCACUGAGCACAUGGCGCAACUCACAGAGCAGCGCAAGGAGGAGGCUAAGCUCCUCGCUAUCUUCCCCUGUGUCAUCAAGCCCGUUGCUGUCUUCAACAAGACUGACCCCAUUGUCAUUGGUGUUGAUGUUCUUGAAGGAAGUUUGCGUCUCCAUACUCCUCUCGCUGCCAUCCGGACCAAUUCCGCUGGUGUGAAGGAGAUUGUCGAAAUUGGCAGAGUCACAUCCAUUGAGCGUGAUCACAAGGCAGUACCUGUCUGCAAGCGCGGUCAGCCCUCUGUCGCCGUCAAGGUCGAAGGUCCCAACCAGCCCAUGUACGGCCGUCACCUCGAAGAGAAGGAUCAACUUGUCUCGCGUAUCUCGCGUGCCAGUAUCGACACACUGAAGGAGUUCUACCGAUCCGAAGUCUCCAUGGAAGAAUGGGCUCUUGUCAAGCGACUCAAGCCCGUUUUCGACAUUCCUUGA